Balaenoptera ricei (Rice's whale) is the source of this 852-nucleotide messenger RNA. RefSeq names its product dendrocyte expressed seven transmembrane protein (gene DCSTAMP). Bases 1 to 852 code for a protein of 283 amino acids. The transcript has 2 exons. Gene Ontology annotation, cellular component: membrane. NCBI's taxonomy places the organism in Eukaryota, Metazoa, Chordata, Mammalia, Artiodactyla, Balaenopteridae. The record is from RefSeq and is a predicted model, not a curated record.
AUGGGUGUCUGGACCUCAGUCACCAAUAUCUUCCUCAGUCUUUGGAGGACGUAUGUGUCUCCAAGGAGCCUUGGAUGGAUGGACUUCACCCAACAUUUGGGCACUUGCUGUUUUGUUGCUUUCAUUUCCGUGGGCCUCCUCUCUGGGGCCUUCUCCUGGCUUCUGUCCUCAUUCGUAGUCUUCACCACCUCCUGGAUGGUCACGUGUGCUCUGCUGUGCUGCUCCAAGCACGCACGGUGUUUCAUUCUGCUCUUCUUCCUCUCGUGUGGCCUGCGUGAAGGCAGGAACGCUUUGAUCACCGCUGGCACAGGGAUAGUAAUCUUUGGACACGUGGAAAAUAUUUUUCACAACUUUAAAGGUCUCCUGGACAGUAUGACUUGCAACCUAAGGGCAAAGAGCUUUUCCAUCCAUUUUCCACUCUUGAAAAAAUAUAUUGAAGCAAUUCAGUGGAUAUACGGCCUUGCCACUCACCUAAGUCUAUUUGAUGACCUUGUUUCUUGGAACCAAACCCUGGAGGUCUCUCUUUUUAGUCCCAGCCAAGCCCUGGAGGCACAGCUCAAUGACACUACAGACAGAGCCCUGCAUGUCUUGUACCAGGUAGUGACGGCGACAGAGGUGUUGUCUUCCCUGGGGCGGCAGCUAUUUGCCCUCACAGGGCUUCUGCUGGUGCUACUUGGCACUGGCCUCUUCAUGAGGCGAUUUUUGGGCUCCUGUGGUUGGAAGUUUGAGAACAUCUACGUCACCAGACAAUUUGUUCAGUUUGACGAGAGAGAGAGGCACGCACAGAGGCCCUGCGUUCUCCCGCUGAAUAAGCAGGAAAGGAAGAAAUUCAUUUCUGGCUUCCAGUCCUGA